AUGAGGCAAAAGCGGGCAAAGACGUAUAGGAAACUAUUGGCCAGCUAUAUCCGUACCUUCGGAUUACGACCUCCUCUACAAAUAUUGAUUGAUUCAGAGAUGGCGAUUUCGAUGGCAAGUAUGAAAUUUCAACCAGAAGAAUUUAACAAAUCUGCUGCAUACGUUAAACCGAUGAUAACGCAAUGUUGUAUAAAUGAAUUGUAUAAAGCACAAAAAGAAGGUCAGCCUCAAGCAAAUGCUGUUGAACUUGCAAAAGGAUGGGAAAGAAGGUUUUGCAAUCAUAAAGAUCCCAUACCCGGAGAUCGUUGUUUGCGACAAGUGAUCGGGGAAACGAAUAAGCAUAGAUAUUGUUUAGCUGCAAAUAGCGUCGCUUUGAGAAAUGCAAUCAGACAUACAGUAGCUGGAGUCCCGAUUGCUCAUGUCAAUGAUCACAAAGUCAUGGUCAUGGAACCAAUGAGUGAUCUAACCAGGAAGAGAUGUGAGGAGUUCGAAAGGGAAAAGCUACAAAACGUAUCCGGAAGGCAGUCCACUGUUUUGGGUAAACGAUCUUCAGAUAUCAUCACAGGGGAAGAGGGUGCACUUCCGGCCACAACAGUCGAAGGAGAGACAGAUCAAGGUGCUGAACCAGCAUUCAAACCUCGGAAGAAGAAAGCAAAGGGUCCCAAUCCGCUCAGUAUGAAGAAGUCAAAGAAGGACAAAGGAAAGAAUCAAUCGGACAACCAAGCAGGUCCUUCAAAGGCAAAGAAACGAAAAGCCAAUGUACAAGUAAGCCAAUCAUCUUGA
Molecule: messenger RNA, 783 nt
Organism: Meira miltonrushii
Lineage: Eukaryota; Fungi; Basidiomycota; Exobasidiomycetes; Exobasidiales; Brachybasidiaceae
Exons: 2
Coding region: 1-783 (260 amino acids)
Cellular component (GO): nucleolus; small-subunit processome
Molecular function (GO): small ribosomal subunit rRNA binding
Source: RefSeq, a predicted model, not a curated record